Papilio machaon (common yellow swallowtail) is the source of this 1460-nucleotide messenger RNA. Its product is annotated as FGFR1 oncogene partner 2 homolog. The transcript has 5 exons. Bases 309 to 938 code for a protein of 209 amino acids. NCBI's taxonomy places the organism in Eukaryota, Metazoa, Arthropoda, Insecta, Lepidoptera, Papilionidae. The record is from RefSeq and is a predicted model, not a curated record.
UCAAGGUCAUGUCACAAAUAUUAAUCGUGACAAGUCGAAUAGUUACAACAAUUUUGGAAAAACUUGACUUUCUCUUUUUCUUUACGCAUAGUUUAUGCACACAGAGUGGUUUUGUUUUUGAGACAUUGGACUCUUUAUUUUAGAAUCACUUUGUGUUUAUCUCAAAUUCUCAAAUGAGAGCUAAUGGCCGCCGAACACUAAUCACGAAACAGCUGAUGUGCGUCGUUUGAUUUAUCAAUUAACAUUCCUGUAUUCAACAUUGUUUAAAUGAUACUUUAUUCGCAAAACAGUUCUCUGUGGAAUUCAGGAUGUCACUGACCAUUCAACAAAUUAUUUUGGAUGCUAAAAGAUUAGCGGGCCGUCUUAAAGAAAGGGAAACCGAAGCGGAUGCUUUAUUGACUGAGACACAAUCGGCAUAUAGACAAAUUCAUACCAUGAAACAGUACAAAGAAGAAGUGGACACACUCAAUGAAGCUUCAAGAGAAAGACCUCGGGGAGAACUAAUUGCCAGUAUUGAAAGAGAAUCUCGACUAAUGCGUGAUGUACAAAAAGAGAACGGAGAGCUCCGAGCUGCACUAGAAGAUCACAGAAGGGCUUUGGAACUUAUUAUGUCCAAAUAUCGUCAGCACACUGAGAAGAGAAUAUGGGAAUCACGGAUAGAUUUUACAUCUGCAAUUAAUGAUAAACAGCAAGAGUUGAUUCGUCAACAAGCAGAAAGAAUAAAUGAGAUGACCAGCGUGAUGUACAAAGCUGUUACCUUGGAUGAAAAUUCUGAUACAAGAAAAGAAGAAGAAUUGUACCAAAGGCUUAUUACCGAGAACAAGGGUCUUAGGGAGAUGUUGAAUCUGUCGAGGCGGUAUGGAUCUGAGCGAUCAUUAGCUCCUCCCAUGGAAGAUAAGCAUGUACAAACUGACGGACCCCCAGUUACAAGCGCGUGACGCUCCGCGGCGGACACAUGCCGCCUCUAAUGCGCUCAUUGCGCUUCUUCUAGCGCCAAAUGCGCCUCUUUAUUGCGCUGAAGGUGCCUCUUACAUAGGUAGAUAACACUAAACCUCCUGUCGGCACAUUUGCCUUUUAUUUCACACUAAUUAUUGCACACAGAUUGUGAUAUACUGUUUGAAACCAUUCAAAAAAGUGUAAGUCUUUAACAACAUUUGCAUUGCUUUGUUCCUAUAAAACAGCAUUGCUCAGUGUGUUCCAUGAAGCUCUAAGGCUCUCAGGGAUCAAACAAAAUAUUUACCGAUCAUAAUAAAAUACUAAAACUGUACUGUACGGUUCCAAAGGAAAAAUCCGUCAAAAGUUUAAUAAUGCGUCCCUACAAAAAGUAAGAACGCAAACUGAUCUAGCGACGCGAGAAAAUAAUUACAAAAAAUAGAUGUUUUACUAUUCUAGUGUAGACAAAAAUCAAACCUAGAAUCUAGAUUUCCGUCAAAUACUCCUUUUGUCUAUUGACAAAUCCU